AUCUUGAUUACCGUGAAUACUCGCGCGCAAUUUAAUCUGAAGAAAAGGAUUGCGCGUGAUCUCUAUGUACGCGAACACGUCGCGCGAAUUCUUUAAGCAGUCUAUCAAAGUCCGUCGACUGGCUAAGAACUCGCGUAAGGAAUUCUCGAAAAAAAGAAACCAAACAGUGGACAAUAUCGCAUGCGAAUAAUAAUCAAUCGCACGUCUCGAACGAGUCAGCAUGGACCAUACGAAGAAUCACGUCAUUAAUAAGAGCGAAACAUCCGGUACAUUCAAGUUGUCCGUUGUGUCGGCUAACGGAAACGAAGUCGAAAAUAGAAUUUCGGUGUCGAUCAAGGAGAAUAAAGAAAAGGAGAGAGCACAAUGGGGGAGUGGGAUAGAAUUUCUCAUGUCCUGCGUGGCGUUCUCUGUCGGUCUCGGGAACGUCUGGCGAUUUCCGUAUACAGCUUACCAGAACGGAGGUGGUGCUUUUCUCAUCCCCUACGUAGUGGUGCUGUUCAUCAUCGGCAAGCCCUUUUAUUAUAUGGAGAUGAUCCUCGGACAAUUCACCAGCAGAUCCUGCGUCCAGAUCUGGUCCGUGUCACCUGCGUUCCAAGGUAUCGGUUACGGCGUGGCGGUGUCAGUGUUUUCCGUGAUCACUUAUUAUUGCGCCCUAAUGGCCCUGACGCUUUAUUAUCUGGUCGCGAGUUGUCAGUCGGAACUUCCAUGGGCUCAUUGUUGGGAAGAAUGGGGUGACGCGUGUUUCUCCAGCUCGUCGGCCGGCGGGCAUGUGAAAAACGGAAGCAGAAGUUCCGCAGAUUGGUAUUUUAGAAAAUUUGUCCUUAAUGAAAUGGGAAUUGAGAAUGGACUCGGGUUACCUUCGUGGCAGUUGGUCUUGGCGUUGCUGGUGAGCUGGAUAUUCGUCUACGUGGUAAUCUGUAAGGGUGUGAAGAGCACCGGCAAAGCAGCCUAUUUCCUAGCGAUCUUCCCGUACGUUAUUAUGAUCAGUCUUCUAAUCAGAGCGGUAACAUUGGACGGCGCAGUGGACGGCAUCAUCUUCCUCUUCAAUCCUGUAUGGCACAAGAUCCUGGAGCCGGCGGUUUGGUACGCCGCCGUCACGCAAUCGUUUUUCUCCCUCGGCGUGUGCUUCGGCGCGGUGACCAUGUAUUCGUCUUACAAUAAUUUCGAUCACAAUGUAUCUAGGGACUGUACGAUAGUGACGACUUUGGAUCUCUGCACUAGCUUGAUGGCGGGCACGACGAUCUUCGGGAUCCUGGGCAAUCUCGCUCAUGAAAUUGGCAGUGACGAUAUUAGCACCGUUGUUCGUGCCGGAACUGGUCUAGCUUUCGUCUCUUAUCCGGAAGCUCUGGCGCGGUUUCAAGUGGUGCCGCAGCUUUUCGCCGCCCUGUUCUUUCUGAUGCUGUUCAUACUGGGUAUAGGGACCACCGUUGCUUUUUGCAAUGUGAUCAUUAGCAUUAUCAAGGACCAAUUUCCGCAGCUCAAGCAAUGGAAAAUUGCUGGUGUUCUUUCGAUCCUCGGGUUUUCCGUUGGCGUUGUAUACUGCACGCCCGGUGGUCAGUACAUUCUCAACCUGGUGGACUAUUUUGGUGGAACUUUCAUUAUUGUGUUUCUAGCUUGUUUCGAAGUGAUUGGCAUUUCCUGGAUAUACGGUGUUGACAAUUUUCUGGACGACAUCGAGUUUAUGGUAGGACGACGGCCGUUCUUUUAUUGGAGAUUUUGUUGGUGUUACUUGACUCCUAUAUUUCUGUUCACCAUUUUAAUUUAUUUCCUUAUCGAUAUAACGCCGCUUACGUACAACGAUGAAUACUAUCCAACAUCCGCAUAUGUUGCAGGCUGGAUAAUUUUGGUGUUAGGAAUUCUUCCGUUUCCUUUAGGCAUGCUCAUUCUUGGAGUUCGAAAUAGAGACAAGUCGUGCUUGAAUACGACUAAGCCGAGCGCCGAUUGGGGCCCAAAAGAUCCUCAAAAGUACAAGGAAUGGAAAGACUUCAAGCAAUCAAAGAGGAUAUCCCGAGCGUGUAUAAAAAAAUCGAAGAUUAUAGCAGCCCUGUUUGGUAAAAAUUGAUAUAAUGUAAUUAUUAUUAAAAAAUAUUAAAAUCA
Molecule: messenger RNA, 2097 nt
Organism: Linepithema humile (Argentine ant)
Lineage: Eukaryota; Metazoa; Arthropoda; Insecta; Hymenoptera; Formicidae
Product: sodium-dependent nutrient amino acid transporter 1-like
Biological process (GO): sodium ion transmembrane transport
Cellular component (GO): plasma membrane
Molecular function (GO): L-amino acid transmembrane transporter activity
Source: RefSeq, a predicted model, not a curated record